This is a messenger RNA of Populus trichocarpa (black cottonwood), 3261 nucleotides long. Its product is annotated as beta-carotene isomerase D27, chloroplastic. The record is from RefSeq and is a predicted model, not a curated record. Lineage: Eukaryota; Viridiplantae; Streptophyta; Magnoliopsida; Malpighiales; Salicaceae. Bases 174 to 896 code for a protein of 240 amino acids. Gene Ontology annotation, molecular function: iron ion binding. The transcript has 6 exons.
AUAAACAAAAAAGAUUACUCCAAUUUUUGUUCCAGUCGUUUUUCUUUAAAAUGCUCGACAAGCUCUCUUUGUUGCCUUAUGCUCCUCUUCUGCCAAAAACUUCCUCCUAAAACUCAGUGCAGAAUUUUUAGGCCUCUUAAUUAACCUAUCUUUCUUCUUGAUCAAUCAGAGACAUGGAUGCAAGAUUUCUUUGUCAAACUAGAAGUCCUGUUCCAUCCCUGCCGCGACAGAAGCGUGCUUGGAAGCUCAAACAUCGCUCUCCUGUUCUUGCCGUUCUAACAAGAACACCAGAUAAUAAUAUGACUGGAGAGGAAAAGAAAGCUUCGCAUCCUACUGAUAUGUUAGGAGGACUUACGAAAAAUACUACUGUCUAUAACGAUAGCUGGUUUGCUAAGCUAGCUAUAAACUAUCUAUCGCAGCGAUUUCAAGAUGCAACAGGGAUGAGAAACAGCAAGAGAGAUUAUGAGAGCUUGACACAGACAGCUAGAGAUACAUGGCGGAAAUUCAGUCCAACUCAACAACACGAGGUUGUGCUUCAAUCUCUUAAUAGAGCCAUCCCCGCAACGAUAUCGACCUUGGUAAAGAUCAUGCUACCACAGUGCACGUUUACAAGAGAAUAUUUUGCUGCCUUCACAACCUUGUUCUUUGUUUGGCUAGUCGGACCCUGCGAGGUGCGGGAAUCCGACUUCAAUGGAAGAAAAGAAAAGAAUGUGGUUCACAUAAAAAAGUGCAGGUUUUUAGAGGAGACAGACUGUAUUGGGAUGUGUACUAAUCUAUGCAAGGUUCCAAGUCAAACAUUUAUCAAGCACUCCUUUGGAAUGCCAGUUAACAUGGUUCCAAGAAUAAAGAACCAUAGGAUGGUAUCGAGGUGCUGGAAUAGUAAAGGAAGGAUAUGAACUCGAAGUUUGCUAAAUAGGGUAGUUGGACAAAUCAAUAACCAAGUCCAAAACAUGAGGUGAUGAAGUUGAUGCGGCAGAAGAUGUUGAACCAAACAUCGAACCAGAUUGGGCAACAACAUCAGAGGAGGUUGAAACUAAUGUCACUGAAGGGGUAGAACUUGAAGAAUGAUCGAUAAAUAAAGAUGCAUGUUGUGAUAUAAGAGCAGGGCUGGAAGACACGAUCGAACGGUCAAUUGAGAGAGGUAUCAUAGGUAGUGAGUUGGAUUUAGGUAUUAGAAAAGUACUUAGAGAAGGCAGGUGUGUAGUGGAGUUUGGUAAAUGUAAAUUGAAGGCAUAGGAAAAUUAGCUACCUGGACAAAAUUGUCAAAUGAAAAAGCAUGUCCAUGAAAUCUUUUAUGACGAGAAAUGUGAAUUCUUUGAGAUAACAUGUUAAGACAACAAUGACCUUAAUUAGAGGAUCUAUAACUUAGAAACACACAUGAAGUGGAGCAAAAGUCUAACUUAUGAACAUUAUAUGAACAUAAAAAGGGAUAAUAAAGACACCUAAAAGUACAUAAAAAAUUAUAAUCCGGAGUAAGGUGUAAUAUACAUUCAAAUAGAUUUAUUUUACAAUAUAAGAGUAGGCAUACAAUUAAUGAGAUACAUAGAAGUUUCAAACAUAUAAUUCCAAAACCAUAAAGGUGCUUUAAAUGAACCAGAAAAGUAAGACCAAUUUUGACUGUAUGUCGAUGAUGACAUGUAACAAUGUCAUUUCGUUUAUGAGUAUAUGGACAAAUUAAUUAGUGGUGAACACUAAUGGCCUGAAAAAAAGUAUGUAAUUUUUUAUAUUCAUAACCCUAGUCUGUUUGGAUAGAUUUAAUUUUGUGAGAAAAUUACCUUCUGCCGCAUCAACUUAUGAACAUAUAACAAUGAUUUUUCAAUUCGAGAAACAUAUAGAACCUUAGACAAAAUAAAGGUUUUUUUUGGUGUAAUUUAGUAUGAGCAAUAUGGUAGAUGAUAAGUCUCUUAUUAUCACUAAUAUGCUAUUGAUCAUUACAAAGAUAAGGUUAUGAACCUGUCAUGUUCGCAAUAUUAGAAGUGACAUGUUAAUUCACAUAUGUGUCUAUAAACCAAUUAACCAGCAUAAAUUCCUGUGGAAAUAUUGCUAAGAGCUAGGUUGACAUUAUCUUGUAACUAGUGAUUGUGGAGUUGGGAACACUGUUGAGCCGACUAACCAAAAGUAUAGCUAAGUUGACACCUAACAGAUCAUGUAUUAGACCACUGAUUUGAUGAAAGGGAACAAUUUCCUUGCUGUUAAUUAUGUUGUUACCAAAUCCUAUUGUUAGGACCAUUAUUCCCACGGUAAAAAGUAGUGUCAUUAUUAAAAUUUAUAUUGUUGUUGCGCCAACCACUAUGAAAACGACCUCUAUCAUGAUAAGAAUUGUAGCUGUUGUUAUGAGAACCAAAGGACUGUCUAUGAGAGGAGGAAAACUGACCCUGAGCAAUAAAAGCUAAGGGGGGCUGAGCUGGUGUAGGCAGCAACAGGGUAAUAACAGAGCUUUCAAUGGAUUGAAGUAAACUUUUAUGAAAAAACUCAUGAGUGAGGAGGUAACUGUGGAGGUCAGUGUAGGAAAGAUGGUUAGUCUUGGUGGAUAAACUAGUCACAAAGUCCUUAAAUUCACCAUGAAGUUCGCGAAACACAUAUAAGUUCAAAUCCUAUAACGAAAUAGGCCUUCUAGCCACUGCCAAUUCAUCAAACAAGGAGUUCUCUUUCUGGCAAAUAAAAUAGUGACAAAAUCAUCACCUUGACAGAUUUCUUGGAAAGUGCCAUGAAAUUGUAUAAUUCUAAAGUUCGCCGGAGAGGCAAUAACUUAUUCAAAAGUGUGCUAAGAACUGCAUGAAUUCUGACACUUAAUGACAAGGUGCAUCACAUCCAUGAAAAAAAGAGAGAGAGAAGGGCAUUUAAAAUAAGUUGUUUCUAAAGUAGAAAAGAUGGAUUGAUCUGAAAGGGAGAACCAUUGAAAGUGGCAAGUCGAGAAGAGGGACACGAAAUGAGCCAUCAACAAAGUGAAAUACUCUAUGACCAAUAAGAUAUGACUUCAUCUGCAUUUACCAAUAAAGAUAAUUAUUAGUGUUUGAGAGCUUCAAAAAAAUUAUUGUUGAGUGUUUAAGAGAGGCAUGAAAGCUGCGAGACGAGAACCAGUGGCAGCAGCGACAAGAGUUGGAAGAAGAGAACCACUAGCUUAUUCAACAAACGAAAAGGAAGAUAAUGUCAAUGUAAUUACCUUGGGCAAGGAAGGGAGAAUCAGAUCAAGGAUAACAAUGGUGGUAGGAGCUGCGUUGUUAUGAUUUUGUGUUAGAUCCACAAGGAAAAAAAGAAAAA